AUGGAACUCAUGUAUUCUUCAACAUAUGGUAUUGGUAAUAUGAUGGCAAGUUCAGCUCUGAUGAUGAAGGUUGAGGCCAUCCGCAAAACCUUGAAGGUCUGCUCUGGAAGUGGGUAUGGUAAAAUAGAAAUUGAAUUUGACUCUUUGAAAGUAGUUCAAAUGCUUUCUGGUCAGAGACAACCUGAUGCGGAUGUGGAAGGGAUCAUCUAUGAUGUACUGAUGUUGACGCAGACAGUCUAG
Messenger RNA from Prunus armeniaca (apricot), 240 nucleotides. Lineage: Eukaryota; Viridiplantae; Streptophyta; Magnoliopsida; Rosales; Rosaceae. The record is from the annotation of a GenBank genome assembly.